ACCCGAUGUGAAAUGGAGAAAUACCUGGCGCCCCAGCUCCCUCCGAUCCCCACCAUCGCAGAGCACAAAAAGUACCGACGAGACAGUGCCUCGGUGGUAGACCAGUUCUUCACCGACAGUGACGGGUUGCCUUACAGCAUCAACAUGAACCUCUUCCUUCCCGACAUCACGCACCUGAGGACAGGCCUGUACAAAUCGCAGAGGCCGCCCGUCGCCCACAUCAAGACGGAGCCUGUCAACGCUUUCAGCCACCAGAGUGAAACUGUGUCUCCUGUUCCCGGCUCUUCUCAGGCUCUCCCCGAGUUCACAAGUAUCUUCAGCUCCCACCAGACGCCCGACGUGAACAAUAUCUUCAUCAAACAGGAGAUGCCCACUCCAGAUCUUCAUCUUUCCAUCUCGGCACCCCAGCAGGGGCAGCUCUACCAACUCCUCAGUUCCCCGGAUUUAGAUAUGCCGAACCCCACCACGCAGGCGGUGGUGAUGGACUCUCUCAGCAACGUUUCUAUGUCAUCCACCAUGGCGGGCCUUAACACGCUGUCGUCUGCGAUGCCCCAGACGACCAUGAAGCCCUUCCACGGGCUUCCUCAGUGCACAUACACCAUGCCAAACCAGUUCCUUCCGCAGCAAGCCCCUUAUUUUCCUCCUUCUCCCCCGAGCUCGGAGCCUGGUAGUCCGGACAGACAGGCUGAAAUGCUGCAGAAUCUGACCCCUCCUCCGUCCUACGCUGCUACCAUCGCCUCCAAGAUGGCGAUUCACAAUCCCAGCUUGCCCGCAAACCUCCCGAUGAAUACGCCCGCCAUGCCGCCUGCUAGAUACAACAGGAGGAGUAACCCAGACCUGGAGAAGAGACGCAUUCACUUCUGCGAUUAUCCUGGUUGCACUAAAGUAUACACGAAGUCUUCCCACUUAAAAGCACACCUGCGGACUCAUACUGGAGAGAAGCCAUACAAAUGCUCCUGGGAAGGAUGUGACUGGAGAUUUGCUCGCUCGGAUGAGUUGACGCGCCACUACCGGAAGCACACCGGAGCCAAGCCUUUCCAGUGUGCCGUCUGCAGCCGCAGCUUCUCUCGGUCUGACCACUUGGCCCUGCACAUGAAGAGGCAUCAGAACUAGGCUGGGACUUCUCCCCCACGAAGGCU
Euleptes europaea (tarantolino) is the source of this 1139-nucleotide messenger RNA. It is a transcript of the gene KLF5, whose product is annotated as KLF transcription factor 5. Gene Ontology annotation, molecular function: RNA polymerase II cis-regulatory region sequence-specific DNA binding; DNA-binding transcription factor activity, RNA polymerase II-specific. The transcript is spliced from 3 exons. The coding region runs from base 13 to 1113 and encodes 366 amino acids. NCBI's taxonomy places the organism in Eukaryota, Metazoa, Chordata, Lepidosauria, Squamata, Sphaerodactylidae. The record is from RefSeq and is a predicted model, not a curated record. Gene Ontology annotation, biological process: regulation of transcription by RNA polymerase II.